Molecule: messenger RNA, 2909 nt
Organism: Aplysia californica (California sea hare)
Lineage: Eukaryota; Metazoa; Mollusca; Gastropoda; Aplysiida; Aplysiidae
Product: sphingomyelin phosphodiesterase 5
Exons: 7
Coding region: 199-1728 (509 amino acids)
Cellular component (GO): cytoplasm
Molecular function (GO): sphingomyelin phosphodiesterase activity
Source: RefSeq, a predicted model, not a curated record
UGUUUUUAAUUGAUUUUAUAUAAAAGUAGAAGCGGUCAAAGAAAGAAACGAGUUAUAUUUUCUCACAGUUCUCCGUUACGCUUCAAGCAGUCAGCUGGUCAUUCUGCGAGUCGUUGUUGUCAAGGACUUACAAUGUUCUGACCUUUGCUCUUUUACCUUGAGGCAUUGAGAGGGGAAUGAGCAGCAGCAGGAAUAAGCAUGGUGAAGUGUGCUAAGUCUGCACCCAAGGUCCUUGUCUGGCUUCUACAUGGGACAAGAUGGAUCUUGUAUCCUUCUUAUUUCACGUUCAAUGCAUUGAUCUCUUUGUUUGUAGUAACUUUUCAAGAAGAGGAUAAAUUGCUUCGAAUAUUCCUCAGAAAGCUCAUCUUAGGACCUGUGUACGCUGGUCUUUUCACCCUGUUUCUUCCUUUUCUAAUUUUUUUCCUGCCUCUCCGAUGUUUCCUGGUGGUGCUAAGGAACAAAACGCCUUACGUCUUGUCUGUGAGGCACACAGCGCUCACAGACCGCGAGACUCAGUACCAAAAUGAGCUCAUCGACAGCAACGACUACAAGUUUGGAGCAGGCACAGCCAACCUGUGUAUAAUGUCUGAAUUCCUGUCCCGAAUGAACCAUUUAACGGAUGUUGAUGAGCGCAGUCAGAAGAUGGGCGAAAGGAUCGUGGUGAGUCAGCUGUUCAAUGAUGAGUGGAACAAGAAGGUUCUGAAAAGGAAGGUCGUGUCUCAGAAUUCUCCGGGGAUACUUUCACCAGCAGAUAGCGGUGUUGUUAACAAAGUAAACAAUAAUGUUCACCGAAUACUCAAGAAAUGGACUGUUGAAGGUGACAUUACCACGAAGUUUAACCGGCUAGAUUUUAUUAUGGUUCAAGAAGCCUGGUCUAGCUACCACAACAAGAUGCUGAUUGAUGAGCUGCACAAAGUGUUCCCGUAUGUCGUUCACGAUGUUUCUGUCCAUGGCUUUGGGGUCAACCGAUUCUGCCUCUCCAGCGGUCUGUUGAUUGCCAGCCGCCAUCCUAUCAUAGAGAUUGAUUUCAAACCCUUCAAGAAUUUCAUUCUUCAUGGAAAACUUCUGUCGAAGGGCUUGUUGGGUGUAAAGGUGCUUCUUGGCUCCGACACUUCCGAGAGAAGGAAAGUUGGUUACUUGUUCAAUACUCACUUCCAGUCUUAUCAAGGCACAGAGUGUGUCAUCGCUCAACAGAUGGACGAAAGUAUUGUGUCGGCUCGACAGUUUAUGGAGCAGACAAGACACGACAACGAACAGGUCAUGUUCAGCAUUAUGAGUGGAGAUUUCAACUGUGAUAACCUUUCACCCUGUGAUCAAGGCACCGCCAACCAUGAGCUCUUCAAUGUUUAUGAAGAUAUCGCUCGCAUACGGCCGGGUAUGGACAAGCCGUGGACCAUAGGCACAGAAAUGAGGCAACGGUACAUGCUGGAGCCGGCUGUGUCCACCCCCGAGGGUCUCAAGGCCGCGCUGGAUGACCCCGUGCUGCGGCAGAGAUACGUGGUGGACGGUGACAUAGAGCUGCAGUCCAAGGAAGUCCUGGCGGCCGGCUUGCCCAAGGUCGACGCACAGGGAAACCUCAUCUGUCGCCAGGAAGGGGGUCGCAGGAGGAUCGAUUACAUCACCCUCCACAAGGACUAUCCUGUGAAUGUGGAAGGGUACCACUUCGUCACCCAGUUGGCCUCUCUGACUGACCAUAUCCCGGUGGCCAUCGAGUUCACCUGUCCAUGAGUUGCCUCAGUCCACACUUGCCUGCCCAAGCUCUCAAGUAUCAGCUUCUCAUCGUUAAAAUGUUGCAAAAUCAUUCCAGACUAAGUUAUGCUUGCAGUUGUUUCCUUUUUUUUCCGAAUAGAAGUGCUUUUCUCUUCUGAAUAGAAGAACUUAACAUACGAGUGUAGAAAAGUCUUUUAUUCCUUUCUAGAUGUUGUUGUCUUUUCAGGACGCUGUUUUGAGCCAUUUGUUGUUUGGAUGAUAACUCAUUCCCUGUUGCUUGAGUGGUUAUGUUGCUUGUAAUGCCGUUGACAUGAAAAUCUCAUAAAUGUCAUGACAUUAUUUGUCUGCUACAGAAGUUUUCGUACAUGUAGACAUUUAUCGGAUUAAUAUUUUAAUUUCCCCUCAUCAUUUUCUGUAUUAUCACACAUUGGCACCAGUUUUUUUAAGAUUUAUAAUUAUGUGCAAUAUAAUCAGACAAUCGUUCUAUGCAUCAGUAUGUGUACUUAUGCUAUCUUUUGAUUUACAAAUGCUCAAACUUUGUCAGUCGUACUCUUUUCUUUUAAAGGCUUCCAUCAUACCUAAUGAUUUACUCCAAAGCAGUUGUCAGGAAUUUCUCUUUUGGGGUAAAAGAAGUUAAGCCUCAUGACAGGUUGAAGGUUUACUGUUGUGUGCCAGCUAAAACAACUGGCGGAAGUUCAAACUAAAGUGUGAGUGAAUAAAUAAUUGUUGUUGUUCCUGCAGUAUGUUACUUUUUGUCGGCAUGCUGUUCAAAUUUACCGUACCCGGGAAGCAAGACUUUGCAGGAGAGAGAGAAAAACAUCUUUAUACUUUUCACAACUGUUCCUGCACCAGAAUUUAUUCUUGUUCCUAUAUUAUGUGUCUUUUUUGCUUUCUCCAACAUUUAGAAUUUGAAUUUUAUCAAAAUAUUUCUUGAACACAUGCAACUGGAAUUACAGGCGAUGAAGAGACUGCAAUCUUUAAAAAAAAGUAACAAUUUUGAGUGUAGUACAUUGAAACAGCUGGCCGGUGUAUUACAAUGGUCUCCUGUUUGGGGAUUAUGUGCUUAGGCUUUUAAUCUGGCCAUGUCUUGUUAAAUACAAAGCUGAAAUUCAACAAAUAAACGGAAAACAUAAUAUGUGAGGCGUCGUGGUGAGAUUAGGCGCUCGUCAAAAUAAUGAAAUUGAAGGGACCGGCAUUUU